AUGAUUAAUUUCUUAUCUAAAAUUGACAACUUUGGAGCUGAAUUUAAACAUAGAAUCAUUCAUUCAGAAUAGGAACAUAAAUCUAUAAUUGGAGGUAUUUUCACACUUUCAGUCUAUAGUGUAUGUAUGGCUUAUUUUAUUUUUGUUUUGUCGUAAUGGGCCACUGGAUAGAUAAUACCAAAGAUUUUAUUAGAAUCUUCAGUUGCUGCUUUUGAAAAAUUUGAAAUGCCUGAAGAAUUGAUUGAAUUAACAUUUGUACGAUACGAUGAUUAAUAUGUUGAUCCAUUUUCUACAUAAGGUAAUAUACUAAUGCCAAUUGCAAUGAUUUUAGAAAAUAAUAUACCAAUAUCCUAUCAAUCUAUCUUAUCUAAUAAUGAAAUUUCAAAUUAUGGAACUAAUCUAAUUGAAAUGGAAAAAAUGGAAAUUGUUAAAAAUGCACAUAAUGAUAAAUAACAGGAAAGUAGUAGAUACUAUUUUUUAAUAAUAACUACUUGCUAAAAAAAAUAUUUAAAAGGAAAUCAAACUUGCGCUUCUGAUGAAGAUAUAAAAAACUUUUUGAGUAAUUCAUCAACCACUAUUGAGAUUGAAGUUAAAUUAUAAUAAUUUAAUACAAGAAAUAAAGAAUUAUAUGAAGUAGAAAAACAAUUAUAAUUUGUUCUGCAAGAAAGUCUCACUCUCAAAGUAGAUUUAUUAUUUUAAAAUACAAAUACAAUAAUUGAUGAUCAUUUGGUAUUUUCUAAUUCUCAUCCUUUUACUUAUUUUUCUGAUUUUAGUGUUUUGACUUAAACAAUUACAAAAACUCAUUCUGCUUAAAUAAUUAAAGAUAAAGUUUUAGUUGAGAUUGCUUUCAAAGUUGAUCCUAUUGAAAUAAAGUAAUUAGUUACAUAUGUUAAAAUUGGAGAAAUGUUAGCUGAAGUUGGAUCUAUUGCUAGUUUAUUAUUGGCAGCUUCUUGGUUUAUUCAAUAAUUUAAUAGAGAAGAAAUGGAAAAUAAAAUAAUUGACGAAAUAAUUAGUUUUUAUUAUCCUUAGUUUCGAAAUCUUAAGAAAACUAAAAGUUGUAUGGGUAGAACAAUAGAAAUUAAACAUGAAAAAGAUUAAAUUAAUUAAGAAGAAUUUAAAAAGUGGUAUGAAAAGGUUAGGAAAAAUGUGCUACUAAAACUGUCAGUAGUCAACUAAUUGCAUGAAAUUUCAAGAUUAUAUUUUAUUAUGCGAUCUUAAACAACAUAUUAAUAAAUGUUGAAAUAUUAAAAUUAUGGUAUUUAAUUGCCGCAAAAGCUUUUUGAAAAACAUUGUGAUGAAAUUAAUAAUGAAUUACCUUCUAAAGAAAUGAAAAUGGAAGAGUAUGAUCUAGAAUCGUCAAAUAUGAUUACAAGUGUAUUAUGUGAUGAUGAUCUUAAUAUUCUUAAUUAUAAGAGAAUAAACAUUCCGGAUGGUUGA
This is a messenger RNA of Paramecium sonneborni, 1437 nucleotides long. The record is from the annotation of a GenBank genome assembly. Lineage: Eukaryota; Ciliophora; Oligohymenophorea; Peniculida; Parameciidae.